Messenger RNA from Plodia interpunctella (Indianmeal moth), 2629 nucleotides. RefSeq names its product pasiflora 2 (gene pasi2). Lineage: Eukaryota; Metazoa; Arthropoda; Insecta; Lepidoptera; Pyralidae. The coding region runs from base 241 to 999 and encodes 252 amino acids. The record is from RefSeq and is a predicted model, not a curated record. The transcript has 6 exons.
CUUAACAACAACGACAAUACCAGUAGUUUACAGGCGUGGCUUAUUUAAUGUUUUAUAAGAAAAAUACAUAUUUUAACCUAUAUAAUAUUACUGAGUUAAUGUGAAUAAAUAUAUAAAAGAAUUCCCUUAUCAUAAUUAUCGUCUGUAUGAGAUUUAAUGCGAUUAAAAGUUCUUAUAAGUCGUUAAUUGUUAGGGCGUCGUCGUGAUUAUAAUAGGAAGUGUUUAUUUUGAAACAAAACAAUGUACGGAAGAAAGACGCCUUCUACAUAUCGGUCUACGCCGUCCGUAUACUCCCACUACACCGGAAAAUCAACAACAAACCUUCGGUCUACAAAAUCGGUUCGUUCUCUACGGGUGCCAUGGUACCAAAAACCAAUAUUGCAUGAUGCCUUCUUUUUGGAUCUCCAACGAGGUUCCCUACUUGCUGGAUUUAUAUCACUUUUUAUAUCACUAUUCACAUUUGCCCAAAGCAUCUUUGACCUGUACUGCCUCGGUAUGGCAACACCAGGGUCAGUGCAUUAUGGAUACUAUGUGAUUAGCUUCCAGUUUGUCUAUGUGGGCAGCGCACCAGUUCGGAACGUCCUCAUCGUGUUUUCUCUGUUCUCCUGGAUCGGCUCCGUAGCGGUUCUCAUCACCAGUAUUAUACUCAUCAAUGCUUUGAGGAAGGAACACGAAAAACGCAUAAUCCCAUGGUUAUACACCUUCGGCGUGUUUAUAUCAUUCCGUCUCAUCGCAUUCAUCUUCGCCGCCAUUGUCAACGACCUGAUCUUCGCUUACAACGUGCUCAUGUGUCUCUGCUGGAUUGUGUUUGUCGUGGUCGGUGCUUAUGGCUGGCUACUGGUCUACAGUCUGUACCUGGAGUUGGCGGACUUGACCAAACUUGAGGAUUUGGCGCAUUUGAGGAUGGGCACAAUGGCAUCUCUAAACGCCUCCCUCGCUGGUUCCCGCCCUACAACACCUCACAGCACAGUAUCAACCAUGCCAGCCUCUCAGAUAUGAUGCCUGGACACUUCUGACACCAAUCCGGACAAUUCAUACACCAAACAGGACAGUUUGGACACCGAAUUGCCCACCUGGAAUACGAGACCGAACGUUUUGGAUACAAAUUUGUCUUCUUUGGACACUAAAGUGGAUACUUUGGACACUAAUACGGACGGCGAGGAACCGGAUGAGUCUACACCACUAGCCGAAAGUAAUUUAGAAACUCCGGUUUAAGCUUUUUAAACUUUUCAUUAUAAAGAAUAUUGUAAGUAAAUAAUUUGCUGUUACAGUCCCGUUAAUAAGAGGUCAGUUUUGACAGCAGAAUAGAAAAUACAUUGUGAAUUAGAAUGAUGGAUGGAUAUAACCUAAAAUACACUUUUGACAGCUGUCAAAAAAUAAAAUUCAAACCACAGGAUGCAGUCUGUUCACAGAUAAAACUGAAAAUCAAUGCACAAGUUGAGCAUUACAAAAUCGGGCAUUCAAUGAGGGACAAGUCUAACAUGUUUCUCUUGUAUGAGUGGAACGGUAGAUAUUACGGUGUCUAUAGUUUUUUGUCUAUCAAAACUGACCUCUUUGUGUUCACUAGACUUAUUAAUUAAAUAUUUGGUGUCAGAAGACUUCGAUUGGUAUUUUAGAUAGUUUAUACUCAACUGCCCAGAAAAUGAGAGUAAUGUCUUUACGGUCUGUCAAGAUAGUGAAGAAAAUAUAUUUUAAACUAUAUUUUUUGGCAUUGCAAUAUCAAAUUUAAUGGUCAAGAUGGGUUGAUGCACCCAGCGUUGCCAGCCUAUGGGGGACAGCGCCCUCAUUUCAUCAGCUUUGACAGGCUAUAUAUGUAUCAAGGAUGACAGUGGCAGUUGAGUUUUUUUUUACUUGGUAGAACAUAAUCAUAGCGAUAUAAUAGGAUGUAAUUAAGUCAACUGCCGAUUUCUGUGAAUGGAAAUGUGAAGACUAAUUUAUCAUAUCGUCAAUUGACAUAUUAAAAAAACAGGGUGGAUUUUUAAACACAUUUUUCGACGACAUUCUCUGUAAAUGGGAAACAAUACAUUUAUUUAUUGUAUUACAUUGUAUGUACACGUUUAUGUAUACAGAGAUAUAAAAAGUUGGACAGUAAAUAAGAAAAUAAAUGCUGGUUAUUUCAAAUUAAAUCUCUAUUAAAGUAUGUAGAAUGGCCAUAAAUUUCAUUGCUCCCACUUACCGAUGACAGAGAUUGACAACAUUCGGCUGCCGUUUUGUUUGACAGCCGCACAAUAUAUUUAUUUGAAAUUAGUUUUCUUUGUUAAUUUUGUUGUUUAAAAUGGAACCACAACCCGGUCCCUCUAAUGUGGAAAAGCCAAGACUACAGUGGUUAAAACGUAAAGAGUAACAAACCAACACAGUUAGGAAGGUAGAAUUAUUAUCGUGUACUUUUAAAUAAAUGUUGACGACAUCUACUGUGACCUUGUAUGACCCCUAACCCUGUACCCAGUUACCGAGUUUACACAAUUUUGCGAUACAUUUCAUAUAUUCCGAAACUGUCGUUUUUGAAAUUGGGAAAACACAGUACGCAUGUGUCAAUGGAUUUUAUGGCCAACCUUAUUGAAUUUGACUUUAUAUACUUUUUAUUUACAUACAUACAUAUGUAUAUAGAAUAAUAAUAGAAUAUUGUGCA